AUGGCUGUCAUCAGCGAGCAUGGCAGCGGUGGCAGCAGCAGCGGCAGCAGCAAUGAGGAGCUAAGACUCAAAGAUCAAAAUGAGAAGAAUCUGCAGAAUAUUUCUACUGUUCCGGAGUUUUUUGCGCAUAAAAAUAUUUUCGUUACUGGUGGCACUGGAUUUCUGGGUACCGUGCUGAUUGAGGAACUCCUGGACACGCAUCCCGAUAUUGGUACUAUUUAUGUUUUGGUUAGAGGCAAACGCAAGUUCGAUCCCAACGAGCGUAUCAGUCGUUUGUUGCAGAAACCGAUCUUCCAAAAAUUCAAUGAGAAAUCACUCGCUAAAGUCGUGCCCGUUGUUGGUGAGUUGAGUGAGGUGAAUUUCGGCUUUAGCGAGUCGAUACUCAACGAACUCAUCGAUAAGGUGAAUGUGAUCUAUCACAGCGCAGCCACAAUUAAAUUCAGCUCACCAUUGCGUACGGCGAUUAAGACCAAUGUGACCGGUACAAUGCGUACCAUUGAAUUGGCUAAGAAAUUGAAAAAUCUCUCCGCCUACAUCUAUCUCUCCACUGCCUUUUGUAAUAGCAAUAAUCGUGGCCUAAUUAUCGAAGAAGUGUACAAAUCAGAAUUUGAUCCAUAUGAUAUGAUGAAAAUGGCUGAAGAUGAUGCUAAAUGGGAAGAUUUCACAGAUCAGAAAUGUAAAGAAAUUAUAAAAGAUCAUCCGAAUACAUAUACAUUCACCAAGAAUUUGUCGGAGAAUUUGUUAAUGGCCGAAAUGUCUGGACUGCCGGCGGCGAUUGUGCGGCCAUCAAUUGUUUACGGCACCUGGGAGCACCCGAUGAAGGGUUGGGUCGGCAAUGCAAACUCUGGUCAUCUCGGUUACUUAGCCGGUUUCGUUAAGGGCAUCUUUCGUACAAUGUCCGGACGUGCCGCUUCGAUAAUCGAUAUCAUACCAUGCGAUUUUGUGAUCAAUUCAUCGUUAGUCAUGGGCUGGUAUGUGGGUACACAUAAAGUGGAACAACUCGAAGUGAUACAUUGUACAUCGGGCGAAGUGAAUCCGUUGACGUUACGUGAAUUUUGUGUGAUUAUGAAUGAGAGUGUUAAACGCCAUCCACCGAAUACGUUCGUUUGGAAGCCAAGCACAAAAUUACGUAAUGGUUGGCGUUAUAAUCUCUUCUUCUUUCUAUUUCACAUACUACCUGCGCUCGCCUAUACCAUACCGGAGAAGCUGUUCGGCAUUGGUAUGCCACGGCAUACUGCCUACGAGUAUAUGCGCGUCUUCCAUAAGGGCACCAAAGCUUUCGAUUACUUUUUGGAUAAAGAUUUUCGUUAUUCAUUUAAGAAUGCCCUACGCAUUAUGGCGCUAAUGCAUCCGAGUGAUAAGAAACGUUACAACUUCGAUUCUAGUCUAUGUGAUUGGUCUGAAUUCUUUGUGCGUUGUUUGAUUGGUGUGCGGCGUUUCUAUUUUAAAGAGGCGGCAGAGACAACCGAAUGGCAUCGCAUGUAUUGGAGAGUUUUCAACGUUAUACACUACCUCGGCUUUGUUGUGCUCUUCCUCUUUAUUUUCGGCAUUUGCGCUUUGCUCUUCGGCCUCACUAUUGGUCUUGCAUUAUCGCUCGCCAUUUGGGGCUUUCUGGUCUGGUUAUAAGCGCAAAAUUUACCAAAUCCCAAAAAAAAAGCGGUAGCAAGUAAAUAAAUUAAUAAAAUAAAUUUAAUUUUAGUACUGUUACUGCAACAGUAAAUACCACUUCGCUUAUAAAAAAAAAAUAAAAAUCUAUUAUUUUAGUUAUAAAAAAAUGCAUUUCUGAGAAAGAAAAAAAUUUGUUUAGGGGAAGUUUUUUUAAAUCUUUUUUUUUCUGUUUUGAUAAGUGGCACUAAAUACACAUACACAUACAUACAUAUAUCAAACACGUGUCUUUGUGUUAUUCUCUAUAUAAUAUGAUACAUAAAUCAAUAUUUGUGGGCGUAUUUACAUACAUAUAUAAUAUUUUAGUUUUAAAUAUUUUUAGCAAUAAAUUCUGUGCAAAUUAUGACGUAAUAGUUAUCGAGUACAAGUCAUACUUAGAAGAAAAUUGAAAAAAAAUAUAAUAUAUAUGAAAAAUACUUACACACCAAAAUAUUGUAAAAACAAACAAAGCAAAUUAGUGUUAACUAAAAGCAAAAUAUUGUAUAAAAGCAUUAAAUAAAUAGAAAAAAUAACUAAUUUAACUUACUCUUGCUAUAUGUAUGUAUAUGUGAGUACAAAAGUUUAUAGUAAAACAAUUGAGUUAUUUUUAAGGCUGCAAUAUACAUACAUACAUACACACAUAUGUACUUAGACCAAAUUGAAGGAUUUUAUCAGGAAAUACGAUUACA
Messenger RNA from Ceratitis capitata (Mediterranean fruit fly), 2333 nucleotides. Its product is annotated as putative fatty acyl-CoA reductase CG8303. The record is from RefSeq and is a predicted model, not a curated record. Gene Ontology annotation, cellular component: peroxisome. The transcript is spliced from 5 exons. Bases 1 to 1626 code for a protein of 541 amino acids. Lineage: Eukaryota; Metazoa; Arthropoda; Insecta; Diptera; Tephritidae. Gene Ontology annotation, molecular function: alcohol-forming very long-chain fatty acyl-CoA reductase (NADP+) activity. Gene Ontology annotation, biological process: long-chain fatty-acyl-CoA metabolic process.